This is a messenger RNA of Hydatigera taeniaeformis, 1104 nucleotides long. Lineage: Eukaryota; Metazoa; Platyhelminthes; Cestoda; Cyclophyllidea; Taeniidae. The record is from the annotation of a GenBank genome assembly.
CGCAAAGAAUCAAAAAUCAUUGAGAUACAGCAUCAUUCCAAGGCCUCUGCUGACCUCCUACCUACAGUCGCCACUGAACCGGCUUCCAGUUUGGUUAGUCUGUGUUGUGACGAUUGUCGAAGACCCUCUUGGAACAAAUCUAACGGUCACGCUACUGAUAAUCCAGCUCGACGUCAUUCGACUCCCUAUUUUGAAGUUGAUUUGGAGACAGGACGUCGUCCGACGUUGGUUGUAGAGGCCACAGCCCGACUAGCCGUCGCAGAAUCUGUGGAUCUUGAGCAUAGUCGGAGGAGUUCAAGUAUCAGUGCUCAGGCUGUCUACAAACCUCUUGGAGGGAGGAUGAGUCGUCGCAAAGUGAUGCCUGGAAGGAAACCGGAUUCUGUCGAAGUGAGACCUCGUUCCUUGGAAACUGAUAUUCCCAUUGAGGGCGACUCCUCCUCCAGAUGUGUUCCGACAUGUCGAAAGAAGACAGGAUUCAUUAAAUUACGCUCCUCGGGCUCCUCCUUCCGUAAACGGAUUUUGACUAAAAAGAAUGAUAGGAGUGGCUUUUCUCGACUCAAUUUUAUGUCUCGAAGUAGACCGAAGGGAUGUGGUGAUACCACAGCCUCUCAGAUGCAAACUGUCCCUCUGAAUAGUGCUAGAAUGACUCCCAGCUCACGACGUGAUUCCCUCUACAUUUUUAGCCAUACCGAUGAACCCAUUGUCACACCGUUCGCACAAAUUCUGGCCAGUCUUCGAAAGGUCCGCGCAAACUUUAUAUGUCUUACCAACGUGCACAGCUCGAAGGAUUCCCGAUUCGGAACCUCUCACGCUGAAGAGCCACGUCGAAUUCCAUGUCCCGUUACAGACGACCCUCCCAACAGUCUGGCUGUGGAGACCCUGGAGGAACUAGAAUGGUGCCUGGAACGGCUAGAGAGCAUUCAAACCCACCGUUCUGUCAGUGAUAUGGCCUCCAGUAAGCACGUAGGCCUGGACCCUACUGGCAGCUUACUUCUGCAUCAAUACCUGGCCACUGCCACUGCUGCCGCUGUUGCUGCUGCUGCGGCUGCGCCUGCUGCUGCUGCCUCAGUUACUGUUGCUGUCACCGCUGGCUCUAAGAGUUGA